AUGGCGUCCAGACAAUGUAACAAAUCCGAAACUGAAAAGAUCUCUUUUGACACCCUCACCAAAAAAGAUUUGGAUAAAAACGAUAGCAUCGCUUCUGAUGAAAUUCAAGAGAUGCAUGUUCGCAAACCAAAACCAAACGGGGUCUCAAAUUAUCAAAGGACUAUCAAUGUUACAUCACCUACCGAUACCAUGUUAUCUCCGUGCACCAAAAAGCUACAAGCAAAGAAGGAGAAAAAUUACAAAAGGUCGGAAUAUCUAUUCCUCGGAAAGCCUUUGUUUCUCAGUAACAUCUUCUCCAAGGCGUUGAAAGAAGAACGCGAGAAACAGGCUCAAGAGGAUGCUUCUGUCAAAAAGAUUGAAACGUAA
Acaulospora morrowiae is the source of this 366-nucleotide messenger RNA. Lineage: Eukaryota; Fungi; Glomeromycota; Glomeromycetes; Diversisporales; Acaulosporaceae. The record is from the annotation of a GenBank genome assembly.